UGGCCCUAUAUAAGGGCCGGGCGCAGCCUCCACCGGCAGUCUCAGCGGACGUCUCCUUCGGACGUGAUAUCCACCUGACGCGAUCGCACGCACGGAGUCAUGAGGAGAGAGACGCUGUUGGUCCUGCUUACCGUCGCCCUCGCGGCAACGGUGGCGGCCGAAGACUCCCAGGCGGCCAAGGAAGACGAGAGGACCAAGCAGGCGGAGGAGGAGAUCAGCAAGACGCAGAAGAAGCGCGGCCUGCUCGGGCUCGGCUACGGCGGCGGCUACGGCUUCGGGCUGGGCAUCGGCUACCUGGGCGGCGGCCACGGCCUCUACGGGGGCGGUGAGCUGCUGGGAGGCGGCUACGGAGGCGGCCUCGGCGGCGGAUACGGGGGCGGCUUCGGCGGCGGCUUCGGAGGCGGCUACGGAGGCGGCAUCGGCGGCGGCUUCGGGGGCGGCUACGGCGGCGAAGUGAAGACGGUGACGGUGACGCAGAAGGUGGGCGUGCCGGUGCCGCAGCCGUACCCCGUGCACGUGCCCGUGGACCGGCCCGUGCCCUACCCCGUGGCCAAGCCGUACCCCGUCGAGGUGAAGAUCCCCGUCGACAGGCCGUACCCCGUGCCCGUGGAGAAGCCCGUCCCCUACCCCGUGGAGAAGCCCGUCGCCUACCCGGUCAAGGUUCCCGUCGACAGGCCCUACCCCGUGCACGUGCCCGUCGACAAGCCCGUGCCCUACCCCGUCGAGGUCAAGGUGCCCGUGCCCCAGCCCUACCCCGUCCACGUGCCCAAGCCCUACCCCGUCGUCGUCGAGAAGAAGGUGCCCGUCCCCGAGCCCUACCCGGUGGAAGUGAAGGUCCCCAUCCCGCAGCCCUACCCCGUCCACGUCAAGGUGCCCGUCGAAGUGCCCGUCGACCGCCCCUACCCCGUCCACGUCAAGGUGCCCGUCGACAGGCCCUACCCGGUCCACGUCCCGCAGCCCUACCCGGUGGAGAAACCUUACCCCGUCCCCUACCCGGUCGAGAAGCCCUAUCCGGUCCCGGUCAAGGUCCCGGUCGACCGUCCCUACCCGGUGGCCGUCCCCAAACCCUACCCCGUGCCCGUAGAGAAACCCGUCCCCUACCCCGUGGAGAAGCCCGUGCCCUACCCGGUGGAGAGGCCCGUCGCCUACCCGGUCAAGGUUCCCGUCGACAGGCCCUACCCCGUGCCCGUGCCGAAGCCCGUGCCCUUCCCGGUGGAGAAGCCCUACCCGGUCCCGGUGGAGAGGCCCGUCCCUGUGCCCGUCAAGGUGCCCGUGGAGAGGCCCUACCCGGUCCCGGUGAAGGUCCCGGUGGCCGUACCGGUCAAGUCGCACUACGACGGAGGCUACGGAGGCGGAUACGGCGGAGGUGAGAGCAUCGUCUUCGGCGGCGGAUACGGAGGCGGAUACGGAGGCGGCUACGGAGGCGGUCUGGGAGGCUACGGCGGUGGCUACGACGGCGGCUACCACCACAAGUAAGUCCCGAGGCACCGUCAGGGAACCUCUCUGCAUCGCCAGUAUCGCCGACCACAUACCUCACCACCAUUACGAAGACACCACCUCGAGCAUCGUCGCCAGUCGUCCGGACCGCGCCCCCACGUCCCUGAUAACACCACGUCAGGGCCGUGCAGACGCCUUGCUGAUCAUCAUUCCUCGCCAUUGUUCCUGCUCCUUGAGUCGCCUCACACAUCUAACUGUCACGCACCCCAUGUCUCUAAACUCUCAUCUGCAUGUACCUGUACCAGUGGCUAUGACCUCACUCCUGGUGGAAUAUUCCUCCAUCUGUCACUCUCUCUGCCCAGAUCUGCUACCCUACCCGCAGAGCUACUCGGAAGACAUUUAAAAAAAAAAUAAUCUAGUCCGCUAACGAGAUCUUCCGAUGAAGAUGCUCAGCAGUUGGCACCGAUAACCACUUACAUACAACUAAGCUCUUACUUCUAUCUUCCAAACGGUACAGAUCUGGGCACGCUGCUUCCACCACGCCGUUUCUAUUGCUUAGAACAGACCCUGGACACUUUCUGUUUCCGCUGGCGGAGUCGCUGUGCAUAGACGCCAACUUUGAACCACCAACGCCUUUGCACAAGCUUUUCGCAAGCGAGUAAGGAGAGAGAGUCCAGGUUCUGUUCGAAGUGACGGUCGUACGAGAUGCCAUCCAGUGUAAUACGAAAGGCUCAGGGGCACCGCAAUGUGCAAUAUAACUUAUUAAGGUCUCUCAGUCGUUGCGCGAGCCUGAGAAAUCUACAUACCAGAAGGGUCCCUGUAUAACCGAACGGUACAAAUGUGCUUUUGUGUUACUUGUAGCUUCCACUCAUGUCUCACGUUUUAUACUUAGCACUCAUCGUCUCGUUUUGUGAUAAGUUAUGUUUAUAUGUUCACGUGUAUUUUUAUAUCUUGCAAAUAAAAAAAUACCAAAUAUUUCUUACAAAAA
Molecule: messenger RNA, 2425 nt
Organism: Schistocerca piceifrons (Central American locust)
Lineage: Eukaryota; Metazoa; Arthropoda; Insecta; Orthoptera; Acrididae
Product: repetitive proline-rich cell wall protein 2-like
Exons: 2
Coding region: 100-1476 (458 amino acids)
Source: RefSeq, a predicted model, not a curated record